Molecule: messenger RNA, 1999 nt
Organism: Pelodiscus sinensis (Chinese soft-shelled turtle)
Lineage: Eukaryota; Metazoa; Chordata; Testudines; Trionychidae
Source: RefSeq, a predicted model, not a curated record
CAUAAAAAUGGGUGCUUGGGUGUGUGGGCAAGUCCCAACCUACCAUUGCGUCUCGUAAGUAGCGAACACAGAACUCGGUCACUGACAACUGCACCUCCAUGUUUUCCCUGUUUCAGUAAAAAGAACCCUUAUGCCUCGUUUGGAGCCACCCUGGCGAGGGACGAGGAAAAGAACCUGUGGAGCACCCCUCAUGACAUGUCCCACACGGAAGCGGACGAUGACCGGAUACUGUAUAAUCUGAUUGUCGUUAGGAACCAGCUGGAGAAAGAUUCGGAGGAGUGGCAGAAACUGAACUACGACAUCUACGCCUUGCGGCAAAUCCGCAAGGAAGUGAGGAGCCGCUGGAAGCGCAUUCUGGAAGAGUUGGGGUUUCAGAAGGAAGCAGACUCUCUGUUAUCCGUGACUAAACUUAGCAUCAUCAGUGACUCCCAGAACAUGAGCAAAGCCCGGGAGAUCCUGUUGAAGCUCUGCGAGGAGACAAACAUUUUCCCCAGAAACUGGGAGCUCUCUGAGCGCUAUCUUUUCGUGGUGGAUCGCCUUAUUGCCCUGGACGCUGCGGAGGAGUUCUUUAAGAUGGCCAGCGUCACCUACCCGAAGAGACCCCCUGCCGCGAGAGCAGAAGAAAUGCAGCACAUCCUUGCUCCAUCGCCCUGAAGAGACUGGAGAGGUGCCGAGCUCCUUGCCCUCGUGGGAGCUGGCUAGCUCACUUGCUGAGCCACACUGACACAAUGUGAUUUCUUUCCUUCAGAGGAGACCAGGGGCUGUGCAAGAGGAGAGGGUGCAAGCAAAAUGACUUUCUCGUGCACAAGGGUGGCCAGUCACAGGGGACCAAACGGGUGGGCCUGGAUGCAGGGGGAAAGGCGCAAGUGCUGGUAGGAACCGGAGUCCUGUGGGUAGACGAACAGACCAGCUGUGGCACAGAUGGAAAUUCUUCUGUCACUGAAGUAAGUCCACCUUUCUAAGAGGCAGUAGCUAGGUUGGUCAAAGAAUUCUUCAAUCUGGUGGCUACACCAUGGCUCCAGUCAACUUCAUGUUGAAGCAAAGAUACGGGGGGGGGGGCUGGGGAGGAGGCAGCCCAUGACUUUGUGUUCCCUACGUUGUCCUUCAUAGUCAGAAGAACCCAUGAUAGGCUCCUUUGAAAGCGGCCGUUGCCUAGACACGUAUUAAAACUUUCUCCAUGGGGCUCUCAUCCCUCCACCGAAAUGUACUGCGCGGUGCAUUAUGUAAAUGAGACUUUCUUCCGCCAUGCAGCCAAGGCAAGGCGUCCCUCAGUAGGCAGCAAGCGAGGGGGAAUGUCUGCGUGAUGUAGUUGUCUGAGACACGGCUAACACGUGUCAGAGGAUGUGGUUCGACUCCGUCCCAUUUCCCUGCUGGUGCUGCAUGACGAGAACAUUCCAUCCCUUAUUUAUUCAGCCCGGGAGUUACUCCUCGCAGGGAGCAGCAGAUCAAGCCCUGCUCCUCCCGGAGCCUCUUCACCCUCCUGAGACUGGAAACUGGUUGUUCCAGACUGAGCGCUAAGUCCUGCACGAGGCUAGUGCUGAGAUGAAGGAUGCGUCUCGCGCACGUCGCUCCCAGGGAGAGUCUGGUCUGACGACCUGUUUUGCAAAGCAUGUGAGACACUGGGUUGUUGAAAUCUUUUCACUGGAUCUCGAUCCACAAAUCGACCAACGCCUUCCCAAAGUGACUCGUGAUUUUGGGGAUGCCUCCAUCGGCUGGUGCUCACCUCGACACGUUAAAGGAAGCUGGCUUUCAGGGUGUCCUAAGCACUCAGUUGUGAAGGGCCGGCUGCUUUAACGCAUUGCAGGUGGGGCACCCAAAAUCACUAGCUGCUUUUGGAGAACGUUGGUCGUCCUAACUGCAUUAUGUGAAAUGGAAAAAAGAGGAGUGUGCCGUACCAAAAAAAAAAAAAGUAUGCUGUUCUAAAGCUUUGGGUCAUGCGAUUUUUAAUAACAACCCUUCACGUGUUCACCUUGCUCUUUUAUCUGGUAAGAAGCAAUAA